AUGUUUUACUCACAAUGUCUCGUGUCGAGAAAUGGACCUUUAGGAGCGAUUUGGGUCGCUGCGUAUUUCUUCAAAAAGCUAAAGAAAGCUCAAGUCAAAGAUACUCAUAUUCCUUCUUCCGUUGAUCAGAUCUUGCAAAAGGAGUUGGACGCGUUGACAUACAGAGUUUUAGCGUAUCUUCUUCUGGGUGUUGUUAGAAUAUACUCCAAGAAGGUUGACUUUUUGUUUGAUGAUUGCAACAAAGUGUUGAUUGGUGUAAAGGAGUUUGUGGCUACGGAGAAGAACAGAGAAAAGACAACUGUGUCACUACCUGCAUCUACAUCUACUGAGUGUUUUUCCAUUGCUUUGCCUGAGAGAUUCGAACUAGAUGCUUUUGAUCUUGGGGUUCUAGAAGAUUUUCACGGGGGCAAUGUUAAGCCGCAGGAAGAUAUUACACUUAAAGAAGGAGGUUGGGAAACAGAGAGCAUGGACCAGUACUCGAUGGAAAGGUUCGACAUGGAGGAGGACCUGUUUAUGUCUCAUGAAACUUUCUUUGCCGUUCACAAGAAAACCAAACAUGAGAAUUCCGCUCAUGAUAUGGACGUAGAUGCAGAAAAUUUCAGAGAUACUACUAAAGAAACAUCAGUCAGAUUCGUUGAAGUGGAACCACUGAAUUCUAAUGAAUAUUCUAGAGAUCAUGAAAAUGCAUCUAGGCACAGGGAGGAUCCAGAAUAUGAUGGUAUGCUUGUGGAACUGCAAAUGUCUGAAGAUAUCAGAAGAGCUCAAGAAGAAGACACAGUUAGAGAAACCAUAUGCACCAUUGUGCAGAGACUCGUGGAUCAUCAUGGAUUUACAGGAGAUAACCAACACAAAGAUGGGCACAGGGAGCACUCAGAAUCAGAGAAAACCUCGGUGGAAACAAGUUUGGAAAAGAUGCGGCAUGACGGUUCCCGCCUAUCUGAAUGCGGUAGGCAUGAAGUGAAUGACGGGAUUGAGGAACAAGCUUCUGGUGCCACAAGAACUGAUGGGGAGCAGGAAAACUCGAAGAUGAGUACUCAAGAAGAAUCAGAACCAGCAUCUGCGACUGAUUCUAGAGAUUUGCUAGAAGGCGUGGAGAAAUGUCAAGGCCAUAGUGAAGUGGAAAUACCAGACAUCGAGAUGUUUCACGGGUCUCAGAAAGAGCAAUCUGAGACUUUUGAAAUGAAUCAAGGUGACGAAGCUCCUGGUGCCACAAGAAUUGAUGGUGAGCAGGAGAUCCCGAAGAUGAGUACUCUAGAAGAAUCAGAACCAGCAUCUGCGACUGAUUCUAGAGACUUGCUAGAAGGCGCUGAGAAAUGUCGAGGCCAUAGUGAAGUGGAAAUGCCAGACAUUGAGAAGUUUCACGGGUCUCAUAAAGAGCAGUCUGAGACUUCUGAAAUGCAUCAAGGUGGAUUUCAAAAUGCUUCUGAGAAAGGUUUUCUCUCUGACAUGUCUGUCUCAAAAGAGGGAAGUGGAGGGUUUAAUACAACAGAUACUCCAGUUGCGGUCACUCCAAAAGGACCUUCGCGGCUUAGAAUUUCUGAAGGGGAAACAAGCCCUCAGUUCUCGAUCAUUCCUACGCCGGCUGCCAAGGAAUCUUCUCGAGUUUCACGGAAAAGAAAAUGUCUGAUAGAUGAUGAUGUGAUAAUUCCGAACAAAGUUAUGAAGAAAAUGAUAGAGGACUCAAGUAAUUUGAUUUCAAAACGGAAAAACGUUCUUCAUACUGACCAUCCUGCGAAGAGAAUCAAACGUUUGGCCAAUCCCUCACAAAGUUUCUUGGACCCUUUGUUUCCUUAUGAAUCUAUGCACCUCCGGUCACUUUUUUGUCAAACCAUUAAGCUCAAGAGAAGGGACACCACAGGAACUCCUAGAGAUGCUCAAACUGCUGGGCGAACUAGAAAUUCUUCUCUUGGCACCGUCAGAAUUCCUGUGGAUGCUUUAUCUUCAGAUGAGACUGAGAAUGCUCAAGAAAUUAUGGUGACUCCUCAGGCUGCUUCUCUUGCUGGACUGAAAGUGACAGUGGGAAACAGUAGCGAGGUUUCCGCUGCAAUGGAAGCUAGUCACAUAACUUCUGGAAUUGCUCAUCAAACAGAAAUUGCCCCAGAGAUACCAGUGAAGCCUGCAGAUAUUGCUCCAGAGACACCAGUGAGGAGAUCAGAGCAAACAGAGAUUGCUCCAGAAACACCAGUAGUCUCUGAGCAAGUAGAGAUUGCUCCUGACACGCCGGUGAGGGAAUCAAUGUCGAUAAGGUUUUUCAAGGACCCUGAGAUCUGUGAGAAAGAAGCUAGACCUGCAAGUUCAUUCACUUCCUUUGGUGAGUACCAAUCAGAGUAUCGCGCGGAGGAUAGAGUUCUUGAUGCGAUUUUGAUGAACGAGGAGCAGGUGAAUGCACAUGAAACAGAGGACUUGCAACAAGAGACAUGGUCAGCAAGAACAAGGAAUGUGGCAAAAUUUUUGGAAGAUAGGUUUCUAGAGCAGAGGGAAAAAGAAGAAGAAGAAAAGUUGAGUUUGUUGAAGCUGUGCAGAGGAAGGACUCAGAAAGAAGGUGCAAGACUCUUCUACGAGACUUUGGUAUUGAAGACGAGAGGUUAUUUGGAAGUUAAGCAAGAUCAUCCGUAUAGUGAUAUUCUACUCACGCGAUACACCAGACAACAAGAAGCUUGUUGA
Messenger RNA from Arabis nemorensis, 2664 nucleotides. Lineage: Eukaryota; Viridiplantae; Streptophyta; Magnoliopsida; Brassicales; Brassicaceae. The record is from the annotation of a GenBank genome assembly.